Nothobranchius furzeri (turquoise killifish) is the source of this 3670-nucleotide messenger RNA. RefSeq names its product pbx/knotted 1 homeobox 2. The record is from RefSeq and is a predicted model, not a curated record. Gene Ontology annotation, molecular function: RNA polymerase II cis-regulatory region sequence-specific DNA binding. Lineage: Eukaryota; Metazoa; Chordata; Actinopteri; Cyprinodontiformes; Nothobranchiidae. Gene Ontology annotation, biological process: regulation of transcription by RNA polymerase II.
GUGUGACGUCAGCUGCUGUGUGGAGGAGUAUAGGCUGUGCUGUCAGCCUGGUGUCAGUCUGAUGAAGAUUGGCAUGCAGGCCCAGACUGAAGACUUGGAUCGUGGUAUGACCCAGAUAAAUCCUCAAUGUGAAACCAUCCCAUAAUGCAACAUGUUCCCCCAGCACCUGCAAUGACAAUGAUGGCCACCCAGAGUGUUCCUCCAUUGUGUCAGGAAAGCCAACAGAUGACAGGCACAACGCAACAGAUCACUAAGGCCCCACAAGUCCACAUCCCACCAGCCUCUGCAGCAGGAAAUACCUCUGUCAGCGUGACCCUUGAUCCUCAGGCUCAGCUGGAAUCUGACAAGAAGGCUGUUUACAGACACCCGCUGUUUCCUCUGCUGGCGCUGUUGUUUGAGAAGUGUGAGCAGGCCACACAAGGAUCUGAGUGCAUCACGUCUGCCAGCUUUGAUGUGGACAUUGAGAACUUUGUCCACCAGCAGGAGCGAGAACAUAAGCCUUUUUUCAGUGAAGAUCCAGAACUGGACAAUCUGAUGGUGAAAGCCAUUCAGGUGCUGCGGAUCCACCUACUGGAGCUAGAGAAGGUCAACGAGCUCUGUAAGGACUUCUGCAACCGUUACAUUACUUGUCUCAAGACCAAGAUGCACAGUGACAACCUUCUCCGCAAUGAUCUCGGAGGGCCCUAUUCUCCAUCCCAUACCGAUCUCAACAUGCAGCAGGAGCUGAUCCAAGCCUCCUCUACAUCGUUGACUUCAGUUUCCAGUUCUGCUAACCCUUCAGGGAUCGUUGUUCCCACAGGAGGUCUGCAGCAGGGUGCAGUCACUAUGACAACCAUCAACUCCCAAAUAGUUUCAGGUGGGACCCUGUACCAACCUGUUGCCAUGGUGACAUCCCAUGCACAAGUAUUAACACAGGCACUACCUCCAGGACCCAUCCAGAUACAGAACUCACAGGUGAAUGUAGACCUGUCCUCUCUGUUGGACACUGAAGACAAGAAGUCCAAGAACAAGAGGGGUGUCCUGCCCAAACAUGCCACCAACAUUAUGCGCUCGUGGCUCUUCCAGCAUCUCAUGCAUCCGUACCCAACAGAGGACGAGAAGAGGCAGAUUGCGGCUCAAACCAAUCUAACCCUUCUACAAGUCAACAACUGGUUCAUCAACGCUCGUCGGCGUAUCCUCCAGCCUAUGCUGGAUGCCAGUAAUCCAGACCCGACCCCUAAGGCGAAGAAGAUCAAGUCCCAGCACCGUCCAACGCAGCGCUUCUGGCCAGACUCCAUCGUAGCUGGAGUUCUGCAGAAACACUUAUCCCAGACAGGAAACAGCUCAGAAAACCCACUGGGCUUUGACAGCCUCCAGUCACUGUCGUCAGACUCUGCCACCCUGGCCAUACAGCAAGCCAUGCUGGGAGCCGAUGAUUCUAUGGACGGAACCGAGGAAGACGAUGAAGAAGAAGAGGAGGAGGAGGAUGAAGAGGAAGGAUUGGAGGAUGAAGAAGAAGAAGAAGAAGAAGAGGAAGAGGAGGAGGAACACAACAGGAGAAGACAAAUUUCCAUGAAGGCUGAUCUGAGCAUGGAGUCUAAAGAGGAGCUGGAGUAUCUAACCGAGUAUCAUGUUUCCCUCUCUUCUGGACCAAAUGCAGGUUCCACCAUGUCCAUCGCCCAGGCUGCGGCCAAGGCCAUGCUAUCUGAUGCCCUGCUGCAGGACAGUUCAGGGAUACAGCGGACAAAACACCUGGAGCUGGAGCUUCCUUUAGAUAAGGUCAUCAAGUAUGUCUCUGUGGGCCUCCCACUGAUGCUGGUGUGCAUGGCGUUUGCUCGUGAGAUCUCCCUCGGACCUCAGAUCAGCUGUUUCACUCCCAGCAACUUCACAGCCAAACAGGCCAGCUAUGUGGACAUGUACUGCUGGGACACUCUGAUGCAUCAUGAGUUCGACAGUGAUGGGAACUUUGAAGAGCGCUCUCUUUGGGUGCAUAAGAUGUUUCCAUACUCUCUUCUGGCCAUGGCCAUCCUGAUGUACCUGCCGGCUCUGAUCUGGCGCAGGCUCGUCACCCCCACCCUGGGCUCAGACUUGCUGUUCAUCAUUGAUGAACUGGACAAGUCAUACAAUCGCUCAGUCCGACUGGCUCAAAGCAUUCUGGAUAUGCGCCAAAAUACGAAGAACCCGCUGACGUUUCAGGCUGAGCUUCAGAGGGCCAAGAGGAAGCGAUACUUUGAGUACCCCCUACUGGAGAGAUACUUGCAGUGCAAACAAAAAUCCUAUUUUCUUGUCAGCAUGCUUUUUCUGCGAAGCUUUCUCCUCCUGACCUUCAUAACAUCUGCCUGCCUCUACCUGGUCUACUUCCACCUCUCAGCCUUCUUGCAGGAUGAAUUCAGCUGCUUUGUCCGAACAGGGAUGCUGCGAGAUCAGAUCUGGAUCCCAGAGCUUGUUCAGUGCAAGAUCAUUGGUCAGUUGGUGUUUCAGGUGAUUGGCAUGGUGAACGGUGCCAUCUACGUCCUGCUGGGACCCAUCAUCCUCUUUAACCUUAUCCGACUCUUUGUCUGGGACAGUGCCCUCAUCUCUGUCUAUGAGGUCCUCCCAGCUCUGGAUCUCCUUAAUCGCCAAAGGCUGGGAUGUCCACUGAAUGACCUCAAUGUCCUCCUGCUGUUUCUGAGAGCCAAUGUGGCUCACCUGAAAUCGUAUGGACAGGUGAGGGCUUUGUGCUCUCUUGCACCACCACAAGUGGGCAGUAGUGCAGCAGGCCAGGGCUUACAUGCAAUGCUGACCCAAGAGGAAAUAGAGGAGCGUGAAGAAGCUGCGAUGGAGUUUGCAGAGGAAGUGAGAGAGGCCAAGGAGGAAGGGAAGUUAAACCUGGUGGAUAUCAUGACUAUUCUGGGAGCAGCUCAGGGAAGAGUGAUGAACUGCAGAGAGAAGAAGCCUCUGGUGGAAGAAAAUAUGAGUCUGGGUACCAAAACACUUGCCUACACUGUCAAAUGCAUUCUCCUAGCUGCUGUUUUCACUUUCAUCAUUUGGGAUGUACAGAAAAUUAUUGCCUAAUCUCCAGAAGAGAGAUGCUGCUUGAGUUGUGCUCUCUGGGUGAGAUUACUUCAGGAGAACUUAUGGAAAAAUUAGUUUGGAAAGUUUUCCCACUGUAUAUCGAAAAUUUUAAACAAAUAUUGUCUUCGCUGUUUACUGCUUUCCUCUUUAAAUCUGAGUAUUAUAACCACAGAUCAGUCUUUGCCCUAACUGGCCUCUCUGUCUCUUCACAGAGCCAAACCAGCAGGGGUACCGCGAGUUGAAGGAGACUGCACCAUUCAGUCAUUACUAGACCUUCAAAGGACUGAAUCAGAAUUGGGGUGUGUGGGUGGGGGUUGUCCUCUGUAGAAAAAAAGAGCUUUUUAAAAUCACAGAUUGCUCCUACUGCAAAGGCUGAUGAUGGGUCUGCUUCCUGCUGCUGGACUUGUGAGGCUUCCAGAGACUUGAUCUGUCUUAGAGUGAGAAGACAACGUUUCAGAGAAGAUGUCUGCUGGAAUGUGGGUGCAAGAUGAUGUUAUAUUGAGAUUUAGGCCCUGUUCCAGUCAGUCACAUUUAUAGUAAUACUAUUAGUAUUGUGGCUGAAGUUAAUUUGCAAUAUUUGUAUUGUGUUGUUAAUUGACAUUACCCCAUCAAAUACAGCUGUUAAAUAAGAAGUAAA